This is a messenger RNA of Striga hermonthica, 1806 nucleotides long. The record is from the annotation of a GenBank genome assembly. Lineage: Eukaryota; Viridiplantae; Streptophyta; Magnoliopsida; Lamiales; Orobanchaceae.
AUGAUUACCUUCAUGGAACCCAAAGAAAAACUUACCGAACCCGAUAAAUGCUUGGACCCUCAGCUAUGGCACGCCUGUGCCGGCAGCAUGGUCCAAAUGCCUCCGGUUAACUCCAAGGUCCUCUACUUCCCCCAGGGCCACGUGGAGCAUGCCUCUGAAAACGUAGACCUCCGGAACCUGCCGCGGGCCCCACCUUACGUCCCUUGCUGGGUGUCAGCUGUCCGGUUCUUGGCCGACCCAGAGACCGAUGAGGUCUUCGCGAAAAUCCGACUGUCUCCAGUCUCCAGUCAUGAGGCUGACCUUGAUGACAGCGACUGUGGGACUGCUGGGCUUACCGGGCCCGCCGAAAAUCAAGAAAAGCCCGCGUCUUUUGCCAAGACUUUGACCCAAUCGGAUGCGAACAAUGGUGGGGGGUUCUCGGUGCCCAGACGGGCCAAGAGGGGGAUUGGGCCCGGCGGUGGGCCUGAGGUGCAUUCGGGCUGGAACUAUGGUGGGGGGUUCUCGUCGUUGUUCUUGAGAGAGGACGAGGGUAAAAUGGGGAGGAACGAGAACGGUAAUGGAAAUGGUGGUGGUUUGAUCGGGAGCAGAGGGAGGGUGAGGGGCGAGGACGUAAUUGAGGCGGUGGAUCGUGCGGCGAGCGGUCGGGAGUUUGACGUAGUUUAUUAUCCGCGGGCGAGCACACCGGAGUUCUGUGUACGUGCGAGUUUGGUGAGGGCGGCCUUGCAGGUGAGGUGGUGCUCGGGGAUGAGGUUCAAGAUGGCGUUCGAGACGGAGGACUCUUCGCGCAUAAGCUGGUUCAUGGGGACAGUGUCGGCUGUACAGGUGGCAGACCCCAUCCGGUGGCCAGACUCGCCUUGGAGGCUUCUUCAGGUGGCAUGGGACGAGCCCGAUCUGCUUCAGAACGUGAAACGGGUCAGCCCGUGGCUUGUCGAAAUAGUAUCCAACAUGCCCGCCAUCCAUCUUUCCCCAUUUUCACAACCCCGUAAAAAACUUCGACUCCCGGGCCAUCCUGAAUACCCUCUCGACACCCAAUUCCUUCUGCCACCGUUUUCCGGUGGGCCCUUUGGCGGCGGCAACUGCCUUCUGAACAGCAACAACACUCCUCCUGCUGGCAUGCAGGGAGCCAGGCAUGCUCAAUACGGCUUAUCAUCCCUAUCAGACCAUAAUAAUAAUAAUAAUAAUCCCCGCUACCCCAAAAACAUAAUCCAUUCGAGUUUUUUGCCCUUUGGUUAUCCUCCCUUUGACCGGGCUCCACCGGCUGGCCCGAUCACUCCCGGGCCCUGCAGCGGCGGAAAUGUUUCGUGCCAGCUGACUAUGGGCCAGUCUCCAGAAACGGGAAAAUCCAGCGACGGUAAGCAAGCCCCAUUUCUACUUUUCGGGCAGAAGAUAGUUAUGGAGAAUAGGGUAAGCAGCUACUCGAGCGACACGGUAAAUUCUUCGUCUGACGGUAAUGGGGAUAAGAACGGAAAUACAUCCGAUGGAUCUGGGCCGGCCCGAAUCCCAAGUUGGGGGCCCACUUGUGAAGGAAUUCAGUCAGAGGAGCCCGGUCAGUGCAAGGUUUUCAUGGAAUCUGAGGAUGUUGGACGAACUCUGGAUCUUUCUUUGAUCGCUACUUAUGAGGAACUGUACCAAAAGUUAGCGGAUUUGUUCGGCGUCGAGGUUUCGGAUAUUGAGAACCAUGUUCUGUAUCGGGAGGCAUCAGGCUGCGUUAAGCGAGUUGGCCAUGUACCCUAUAGUGAUUUCGUGAAGGCCGCGAGAAGGUUGACGAUAUUAACCGAUUCGAGCAGUGAGAAUGUAGAGUCUUGA